Molecule: messenger RNA, 412 nt
Organism: Chrysoperla carnea
Lineage: Eukaryota; Metazoa; Arthropoda; Insecta; Neuroptera; Chrysopidae
Gene: RpL29
Product: 60S ribosomal protein L29-1
Exons: 4
Coding region: 110-361 (83 amino acids)
Biological process (GO): cytoplasmic translation
Cellular component (GO): cytosolic large ribosomal subunit; ribosome
Molecular function (GO): structural constituent of ribosome
Source: RefSeq, a predicted model, not a curated record
UUUGAGUUGUAGUGGUGGCACUGAUUUUUAGUGAUAACCUUCUUUUGAAAACGUUGUGAAAUCGUAAAGGUGUGUGUAUUUUUUUUAAUCGCUUGGACCAUCGUAGAAAAUGGCAAAGUCAAAGAAUCACACAAAUCAUAAUCAAAGCCGAAAAGCACAUCGUAAUGGAAUCAAAAAACCAAAACGUUACCGUCAUGAAUCUACCUUAGGCAUGGAUGCUAAAUUCUUAAGAAAUCAACGAUUUGCCAAGAAACAUCAAUUAAGUCCAGAAAAACAAAAGGCAAAAGCUGAUUUCCGUAAAAAUUUGAAACUUAAAAGUAAAACUGGAUCUAAAAAACCAGAAGUAGCCGCUAAGAAAUAGAUUUUGUAAUUAUGAUUUAUAUCUAAUAAUAAAAAAUUGUACAAAAAUUAA